UGACACUAGCCUGGAUGACAUGCCUUCCUGCCUUUGUGUGAUUGGACAGCACAUGUCAUAGCUCUUCAAUGAAAGCGACAACCUUGCUGAAACUUGGUCUGUGUAGAGUCGGUAUUGCCAGAGCUGGGGAGAGUCAGCGUUCAUCAUGAAAGUGCAGUCUGCCCUGCUUACUGCAAUAAGUGUGUUCACUGCCUAUUAUGUGUACACCCCUUUACCCAGCACUGUAUCUGAGCCAUGGAAACUCAUGCUGUUAGAUGCUACCUUCAGAUGUGCCCAGGAUGUGGUAUGUUACGUUAUUUCUAACCUACAUUGAUUAUUAAGGAUUAGAUGGCAUUCUGCACACAACAGCUGUGACCAUCUUGCAAGGGGAAAUCUCAAUAGACUGCUUUUGAAUGGGGGUUUCCUGUCUAAUCUAUAUCUAUUUUUAAAGCAGUCAGUGGAACAGGUCACAUUGCUCCUUGUCUUGAUAAAUAUGAGAACUAAGUUUAUCCCUAUUCGAAGUUGGGUUUACUUUUUUAUAGACAAUGUUUUAUGUGACAUGCAUAGGGAAACUGAUGUAUGUCAAACCUAGCAAACGAUGCUCCUAGAGCUAAUACAACAUUAUGCCAUAUAUACUUGUAUUUAAAAAAAAAAAUGUACUGCUAUUUUAGCUAUAUAAUAUAGCAGUAGGGAAAAAAAAAACACAAUUGUUAUAUGUUGAACCAAAUAUUCGGCUGAAUAUUUUUAUAGCUGUCUAAAGUAUUAUUAAUUAUUUUGGAUUAUAAUAUUAAUGCACAAAAGGGAGAUUUAGAAAAGUGUGUUAUAAGAGAAGUGAGGAAAAGUUAUUUUUUGAAAAUUUUUUAGCAAUUGCCAUAGAAACCAACUGGAUAUUGAAUGUUAAUUCAUCUGGUUUCUAUGGUGAUUGCUACAUUGUAAGAUUUUUUUUUAUUAUUUUUUUUUAAGAGGUUUGCACAGCUCUUCUGUCAGUGGCACAUUCCUUCUGUUGUUAAGGUAUGUGUGUGACAAAAUGUUAGGAAUAAAGUUACGCCCUUGUAAUACUAUCCUACAUUUUAACCUGCUAUUACCCUCAGAAUCCUAUUCUCUUGGUGAAGAUCCACCCCCACUCUGCCCAGGAUGUACAUCUUUGUUCAUGCUGAGUAUUGUGUCUGGUUGAGAGCUUCGCAUAGAGAAGUAUUGUGAUCCAACUGUGCUAUUCAACAACGUAAUGCAUUGUAUUCACAACCACGCUUACAAAGACACAGCACAGCUCACAAUUUUACCUAGUUAGUUCUGUACAUCAUCCAAACGAAUGCAUCUCUCAUUGAGACGCAUUGAGGGUUAAUUGUGUAUGCAUGAAAAUCCAUAUACUUUAGCAAUGCUUUUGUUUUCUUAUGGAGAAAUACAAUGCAAUGCAUUUGGAAGGGCAAAAUAUAAAAUAUGAGCAAAGUUCUUAUGAAGAAGCUGGUAGAGUGGUUGUCUCAUUGACCGUCAGGGAUCUGGCUAGGGUACUAAUAAAACAUAUUAAAUAUCUCACAAACUACAUUAUGCUCUGUUAUUCUGGUUAAACCUAAUAAAAUGUUUGGAGAAAUAAAAUAUCAUACAAACUAAAAUAAAUUAUGUAAAUAGGCUGCAGGAAUUGUAUAUAUACAUCAUAACCACUUGAGGAAGUGAUGGUGUUGAGACUUACUUAAAAAGUAACUAUUUUCUCUUUUUCUAUGCUUCUCUAAUUUACCAAAACAUUCUGUCAUUUUUUUUUUUAUACAUGAUCACUAUUAUGAUCCUUGCUGCUAGUUUUUAUAUUAAAUAAUUGAUAUAAUACCUAUUAAUAUAAAUAACUUAUUUUGGUGAAAAUGUACCAAAACAACAGCAUACAAAUGUUUCCCGUGUGUUUUAUUUGAAUAGUUACUGACACAGGACAGUAUUGAUAAGCUGAAAAUUGCUGGGGAUUUACAGGAUCUUUUCUGUAAAUAGCUAAAUUGUUUUUGCCUGCACGUGAUUGAAUUCUGCAUAGCAGUAUUUAGUAAUAUUAAAAAUACUUGUCUCAGUUUUAUUCACUAAACAGCAAUGGUACGUUUUAGGGAAAAACAUCCAACUUUAAAAACAUCUUAUCACAUGGGUGUUACAGUUUCCUAAUGGGCAAGGUAAUAGUUGUAAUUUUGGCAGAGCAAUGUUUUCAUGAGAGAGACUGUUCAAAUGAUUACUCCAGGACUGCUCCUACACAUGUUCUAUAUGGUAUUAUCGAAAGGGUUUUUAGACUUGUUUAUUCAAAUUGUGUGAAUGCCUGUCAGUUAGCCGCAUCUAGAAAAGCACAUCCUGAUAUUGACUUGUAAUCUGGGAAAAGAUAGUGUGCUAAGAGGGUUAGUUGAUAUGGUUUUCAAGGAAAAAAGAAAAAAGCAGUUAACAUUAUUGCACUUUCAUUAAACCAAAUGUCCUACAGAUACAAAUUCCUACUUGUGGCUUACUGACUUAUUUCCUAGAAUUUGUGAUUUCUACAUAAAGCCCUAACACCUACAUAAGUGCCCUGGAUACCAGCCUGGAGUAAAAUCUUAUUGCUUCAUCUGCUAUAAGAGGUCAUUGCCCAGGGACAAAGGAAGGGGGAGAAAGUUUAACAAAAUGUGUCAAGCUGUUUUUUGACUUUUUACCCACAUGGAAUAUGACUUGAAGUAACCCUCCAGACUCUCUAGUCUGCAAAUGCAGAAGUCAUUUCUAGCCUUUGCUCACAUGACAUUAAGACAUGCCAAGCUACUCAGUAUCCACUGCAGUGACAAUCAGCAUGGGGUACACACUAUAACCUCUGCCUUGGUAUCCAAGAGUGCCAUUGCCUAUGAGUAGAUUACAACCCCAACCCCCGUAAAGGAAACAUAUUCUGUUGGUAUCCUCAUCUGUAUGAGCCUAUAAUAUUUUCAGUAAACCUUACAACAUUUAAAAAAAAAUAUAGCUCUGAUGCUAAGUAGGUUCUCCAACCAUAACUAGAAUGUAUUAUUUAAUUAAAUUCAUCAUAUAUCUCAGCAGUUAGACUGAAGGCAGACUGCAAUGUACAAAUAAAUGGUCUUAUAUUUUGCCCAGAAAACACACAGAUCUUUGUGGAUUGUCCUAAUCACAUGGUGUUUUGAAUAUAUGGGUUUAACAGAUGGAAGCUUCUGAAAUUGUGAGGUGUGACAUCAUAUAUCCCUGUAAUCUCCAUCAGUGUAACUUGCACAGGGUGACGGAGCAUUCACUGAGAUGGAUGCAAACAGAACUCUGUUUCCUGCAACUCUAAUUGCCAUCCAGUCUAUGCUAAGAACAUUAGAGCUCUGUAUGAGGAAGUCCAGUGUCAGAGAAAACUCAAUAGGUAAGCAUUGAGUCAAUGCUUUCCUAUGGGAAAAGCAUAGUGAGCACAUGGCACUUGUGGUUCAUGUGUAUUAGGGCCCCACAUCGGAGGAGGCGUACAUUGGCACUGGAAUUGGAUAAGUGACUACAGGGUUUUUUAACCCUUUAUGUGCUGGGGAGGAGAGGGGAGAUGGCACUAUAGUGUUAGGAAUACAGCUUUGUAUUCAUAACACUAUAGUUUUACUUUAAGACCUUUGAUUUUUCCAUGAUGACAGUAAGUGUGGCUAAUUCUUCUAAUAUAGAAGUUUUGGAUCAAAUGCAUCCUCCAGUGCUCCUCAAUCGUCUCCUCGAGGCACACCUAACAGUCCAGGAUUUAGGGAUUACCAGGUUGUGUCUAAGGUGUUUAAAAAAACAAACAAAAAAACUAAAAACACCUUAGACUCUAUGGUGUUUUUUUUUUUUUUUUUUUCUAUACACCUUUAGAUAUACCCGGGAAAUCCCUAAAUCCUGGACUGUUAGGUGUGCCUUGAGGAGCACUGCAUCCUCUAUGGAUUGCAGUAAUUAGUGCGCUAGCGCCAUAUCAGUCGUCUGAUACAACAAAAGUUAUCAGGACUGCUUACGUCAUCCAGGGAGGAUUGACUGCAGCUUAAAGACUGUCCCUGCUUUUGGAGUAAAUGUGAGUUUAAUUGUAUCUUAAUUAUUUAAAAUAAAACCAAACUAAUAGUUGUAUUUGAAACAUGAAAGGAAAGCAUCUAAUUAAAUAAAAUGUGUUGGGUUUUUUCCGAGAAUUAGAGUGUUCCUUUAAAUAUAUCACAUUGUAACUGCACAACUGGCGCUACGUAAUUUGUUGGCGCUAUAUAAAUAUAAUAAUAAUAACUGGAAUACACAGGCAGCAGACAAAGCUUUACUCUGUCUCUUAGUAUCUGUACUGGUGUUAUGACCAGCAAGGGAGGGCAGUAAGAGAUUUCCACUGGAUCAUAAAACAGAUGGGUGUUUGCUGAACUUUCCCCUACUUUCUUCACCUUCAGUAUUUGUAAUGUGAGCAACAGGAAUUCAGCAGAUGCUGAACCUUUUUAGCAGCAUAGUCUUUUAUCAUUACAGAUGCUGACUGUUGUAAUGUACUGAGAAUUGGAUAAUUAUACAUUGCAAAGUACGCUUUAACAAGUUCAAGAACACAAUUUUUAUUCCGAAAUAGUGGAGCUGAGUGUUUAUUCUUCCUUGCAUAUUUUAACCUACAUUUUUAAAGUCUGUUUUCCACUCAGUGACAGGAUCAGUCCAGGGUGAUUUUCUUGCAAUCAUUACCCAUAGGACCUUUGAGUUGGCUCAGUCUGAUAGCAGUUUAACAAAAUAACACAAUGUUAGAGUGAUGUUUUAAAUUCAUACCUGUUAUAUGUAAUAUGUUAGAAUUAUUAUUACAGGUACUUAUAAAGCUCCAACAUAUUUCACAGCAUCGUACAAUGGCUAAUAUAAGAUUAGGGUUUUUUUUUAAGUUUUUUUUUUUAAUUCUUAAUUUCAGGACAGGGUAACAAAGUCAAUGCAAACAAAACAAAAUAAUAUUACACACAAUGGAACAUUUGUACAAUUACAUCCUCAAUAUUCAUUUACAUGAUACAAGCAAAAACCCAACUAUGGAUAGUUAAACAAUGGUAAUCAUUAAUUGCGACCAGGACUGUGUGUCGUAAAGUAGGUCAUGUAAUCGUACAAUAGCAAGCAUCCUGUCCUGAGUGUUUUUUUUUUUUAAGAUAGGAAGAUCCUACGGUCAAUAGUUGCAUCCCAUUUAGGAGAACCUUGGGACAUUAUUGUACCCAGAUGUGCUCGCUCAUCCUCUUUUUAUUGUGUUAGCGACCAUAAGUCGUAAAUUUGUGUGUAGUAAGCAAAACAUAUGAAAGGAAGAAUAGAGAAAAAGGUCCCUCAGAGAAUGGAGAGUGCACAAAGGGGACUGGGGGAGAGGGAAGGAUAGGGGGAGUAGUUGGGGUGGGGGGGAUCAUCCAGGGUACCACUUGCGAGAGGCGGACAGACCGAAAGACCAUAUCAAAUUGUGCUUGGGGGCAGUCUAGGUUAUGAGUACCUCCUAGGGGGAUCCUUAAAGUCCCCCCAUCUGGGGAUAGUAUAUAUAUUCAGCUGCUAAUCGUUAUCAAAAGUAAGAUGAGCGGUGCGUGUGGGGGACUGAGCCCACCCCAUCCAUCUCUUAAUCACUCGCUGCGCUAGCCAUCCAGGGGCCCCAAGUCUUUUCAAACUUCUUCAUUGUCCCUCUGACCUGCACUGUUAAUUUGUCCAUAAGGAACGUAUCUUUAAUUUUUUGUAUCACCAUAGGGAUAGUAGAUGUCUCCCUCUGUAACCAAACCUGUGCCAGAGUUCUCCUAGUAGCCAGGUUCACCUUAUGCAAAAGGUUUUGUUCCGCUUUUGUCCAAUCAUCCAUAGAUCUUACCAAUGGGAACACCCACGGGUCUAUUGCGACCUCUUUGUCAAAAACAUCGCGCAGUAACACUGCGAUCUGUUUCCAGUAAGUUUGCACCUCUGGGCAUUCCCACCACAUGUGGAUAUAGAUACCCUUCUGGCCACAUCCUCUCCAGCACAAAUCAGUUGGUAAGAUUAGUUGUUUUUUCAUGUGGACAUUUUUACAUUAAAAACUUAUAUUUUACUUGUUUUUCUUUUUGUUUUAGAGCAACUUGGCCCAUUAUGUUGGUCUCAGCCAUCACCUGAGAGUCCUGAAUUUUGUAUCUAAUUACUUUGACAAACAUGAUCCUAUAUCUUCUGGACAUAUGAAAGUCACUGAUACUGUCUUUGAUGGUGUUGAAGUUAGAAUCUUUGAACCAACAACAGAACCUUCCGGAACCUUGAAACGCAGUAUUAUUUAUAUUCACGGUGGCGGAUGGGCCCUUGGAAGUGCAAGUAUGUUGUUACAAUAUAUUUACAAUUUUCACCUUUUUUUGUUUUACUUUUAUAAAUAUUUUAUUUAAUGAUUUCAAUUGGGCACUGUUAUUUUUUGAUUGUGUGUUGAUCCGAUAUAUAUAUGUAAAACAAAGCUUUAUGGAACUUAUUUAUUUACAAAAUAUUUUAUCAGGAUGGAUACAUUGAGAUUUCUCUCGUUUUCAAGUAUGUCCUGAGUCCACAAAACAUUGCAAUGUUACAAUAGGAAGACAAUAUUACAAAAAUACUAUAUAUAUAUAUAUAUAUAUAUAUAUAUAUAUAUAUACAUACACACAUAUAUAUAAAUUUAAUACAUAAUAGGUAAUAAAUAUAUUCAACCAUGACAGGUGCAUUCUGUGCUGAGAUAUAUUUCCAUAGAUCUCUUAAAAGAUUUUAGAUUGAAUGAAGAUUUGACUGUGUCCCUGAGGUAAUUCCAUAAUCGCGGUGCUCUGUAGGAAAAGGAGGAUCGAGACACUUUAUUUUUGUAUUGCGGUAUGCUUAAUAUUGUGCUAGUACUGGAUCUGAGGCUAUAGGAGGUGGGAACAGCUGGGGAGAGCAUUCUACUCAGGUAGGGUGGGAGCCAGUGGCGGAUCCAGAGCCUGAUCUCGGGAGGGGCACUUGUAGAUUAUUUAAAGAAAUAAUCCAGACACAAUAACAACUACAGCUCAGUGUAGUGGUUAUGGUGUCAAUAGUGCCGGGACCCCCUCCCAGAGUAAGUAGUCAAACCGUUUAAGAACAGUUUGACAACUUACCUGAGGUCUGCUGGGAAAUGGGGCAGUAGUAGGGCAUAGGAGCAGUGGUGUGUGUGAGUGGUGCAGUGUGUGUGUGUGUGAGGGGGACAGUGUGUGUGUGAGGGCGGCAGUGUAUGUGUGGGACAGUAUGUGUGUGUAACAGUUGCAGUGUGUGUGUGAGUAUUGCAGUGUAUGGGGGCAGUGUGUGUGUAUCGGGUAGUGUAUGUGUGUAGAGUGUGUGUAUGGGGGGCAGUGUGUGUAUAUGAGGCAGUGUAUGUGUGUAGAGUGUGUGUAUGGGGGCAGGGCAGCAUGUGUGUAUGGGGGACAGUGUAUCGGGUAGUGUAUGUGUGUAGAGUGUGUGUAUGGGGGCUAGUGUGUGUGUAUGGGGGCCGGUGUGUGUGUGUAUGGGGCGGUGUGGGUGUAUGGGGACAGUAUACUAGGGGCAAUGUGUGUGUAUGGGGGACAUUGUGUGUGUAUGGGGCAAUGUGUGUGUGUAUGGGGGGCAGUAUUAUGGGUGUAUGGGGAGACAAUGUGUGUAUAUAGGGGGGGCAGUAUGGGUGUCGAGUAUGGGUGUAUGGGGGGACAGUAUAUGUGUAUGGGGGCAGUAUGUGUGUAUGGGGGCAAUGUGUGUGUGUAUGGGGGCAAUGUGUGUGUAUGGGGGGGCCAGUAUGUGUGUAUGGGGGGCAGUAUAUGUGUAUGGGGGCAAUGUGUGUAUAGGGGGCGAGUAUGGGGGUGUGUGUGUAUAGGGGGCAGUAUGGGUGGCAGUGUGGGUGUAUAGGGGGGGCAAUGUGUGUAUAGGGGGGCAGUAUGGGUGUAUGGGGGGCAGUGUGUGUAUGGGGGGGCAGUAUGGGUGUAUGGGAGGGCAGUAUGGGGAUCAGUGUAUGUGUGUAGAGUGUGUGUGUGUGAUAAGGGUAGGGGGGCUUUUUAAAAAAUAUAUAUAUUUUUUUAUUUAGUUUAAUAAAAAUAAUCAUUAUGUCCCCCCUCCCUUCUUACCUUUACUGGGGAGGAGGGGGGACAUUUCCCUGGUGGUCGGGUGGGCGAUUCAUUGGUGGUCCGGUGGGGGAUUCCCUGGUGGUCCCAGUGGUGAUGAGAGUGAACUCUAGCCCACGCUCCCAGGCUUGAGUUCACUCUCGCGAGAUUUGGAGCGUUGCCGUGGUAACCGCGGCAACGCUCCAAAUCUCACGAGAGGAGGACCCGGAGGAGCCGCAGCCUGAGCUCUGGGUCCUCUCUCCCUCCCCUGCUGGCUGUCAGCACAGUGCCUGCGGACCGGGGAGGGAGAUCUGUGAUCUUCCCCCCGGUCCGCAGGCACAUUGCAGGGCUAGCACCUGCAUGUGCUGGCAGGGGAGGGAGAGGGAGACCGGCGGAUUUCUCGGGGGGGGCAAUUGCCCCGUUGCCCCCCCCCCUGGAUCCGCCACUGGUGGGAGCUUCCCAGAAAUGCUCUUAUGCACAAGGCUGGAAAGAUGAGUGCGUCGGGAUUGCAACGACAGCCAGUUUAGCUCUUUUAACUUGUCACAGUGGUGGGUAAAGUAAUUACAUUCUAGUACAAAGCUGCAGAACGAAUUAUAGAACGUAUUAAAGGACCACUAUAGUAACCCAGACCACUUCAGCUCAAGUCAGGUCCCCCAGGUUUACAUUGCAGGGUUAAUCCAGCCUCUAGUGGCUUUCUUCCUGACAGCUGCUACAGGUGCUUCUGCGACACUGAAUGUGAAAAUCGCAUUCAGCGUGCAGAACGUCCAUAGGAAAGCAUUAAGAAAUGCUUUCCUAUGGGCGUUUUUAAUGCGCGCGUGGCUCUGGCCACGCAUGUGCAUUCCGCUCCACUCUUGAGCUGAUGUCGGAGUGGGAGGAGAGGUCACCAGCGCCGAGAGAACCUGGCGCUGGAUUAAAGCAAGUAGCUGAACGGGUUUAAACCCCUUCAGUCCAGCGGGAGAGGGGCCCUGAGAGUGGUGGGGGGACCUAAGGGUUAUAUAGUGUCAGGAAAACGAAUUUGUUUUCCUGAAACUAUAGUGAUCCUCUAAGUUUAUUAAGGUAGGUUUGCGGUGCGGGUGCAUACACUACAUCCCCAUAAUCAAUGACCGGCAUUAGCAUUGGUUGCACUAUUACUGCUAUAAUACAACAUUUCCCACACUGCUUGAAACAGACCUGCCACCUACUUGAAUCUUGUUUUUUACUAUUUUGUAUUCUCAAAAGCUUUCCAGAUUAUAUUUGUGGGGUAAAAUAAAAUGAAAAAAAUGUUAGAGUUGGAUUGCCAAAUCCAAAAUAUCUUGUUUAAACUUCAAAAUGUGGCAAAAGAUAGUGUUCUACUGUACAGGUAUGAAAACAUUGCCAUUUUAAGUCAAUGCUAUUUUAAGUGAAAGUGCUGCUUUAAAGGGACACCAUAUGUAGUAACCCAAACCACUUAAGCUCAAUGAAGUGGUCUGGGUGCCAGGUCCCUCAGGUUUAAACCCUUCACAUGUAAACAUAGCAGUUUCAGGGACCACCGAUGGCGCCUGAGGCCCACUGUGCACCCAAGGAAUCUGAAGCCUUGCCAGAGGAGGAAGAAUCGGAUGCCACAUCCCACUCUUCAGAGUCUGAGGAGGAGAAGUCACCCUCCACAAAGUUAGACAUAAAGAGGCUCUUGGUAGACUUAAGAAAGGUCUGGAGGGAAGACCAGACUGAGGUGGAGGUGGUACGCCAGAAGGUCCAAGACCUAGAGGCAUGAGAGACCUCCAGAGAAAACAAAUUCCGGGCUACUGACAAUAGCCUGGACAGGCUUACCUCUCAGGUACAACAAUUGAGACAAACAGUGACCACAAUGGAGGCAAGACACAGGCGUAAAAAUCUGCGCCUCAGAGGUAUUCCCAAAACUAUUGGUAACGCACAGCUCUUACCCUAUAUCAACAACCUCAUGAACACCAUGGGCAUUAGAGGCAAUGCUGACAUGCCACAGAUCACCUCUGCAUUCCGAGUGCUGCAGCGCCCAGUGAAGCACCCAGGGAUAUCAUUGUGGUGACCCGUGACCUCUACAUGAGGUCUGCCAUAAUGACCCGAACCAGGGAAAUGGAGACAAUACCUAAUGAGGGCCAACAGUGGCUAUUCUAUGUCCUCACAGAAAACUGGCACCUAUAGCCAGGAAACUACGAGACUCUAGCAUACGUUACCGCAGGGGAGUGGAUGGAUCCCUCCUAACUGAAAUCGGGAGAGAGAGCCUCACACUGACAUCGGAGGAUGUCCCGGAGCCCUUCCUACAACAUGUGAACCUGUCAGCCUUACCACGACUGGGACCCUCAUCACCUAAUAGGAGACCUGAAUAACAGAAGAGCAUCAACAAAUGAACACACAGCAAGCUAUCAAGAUUUAAAGUCAAGAGACUGACACCACUGCCCAGAGUCACAGUCCCAAGUUCCUAUAAUUAAAUGACGGAUCGCCCAGCGAAUAGUACCGUCACAAGCUUCCUCUAGUGAAUCAUAAUAGCCCACCAAUUCACCGGGGUUCUUUUAAUCGUCUUUAGGGACAGCAUCGCGACCAACAAAAGUCAAUACAGUUAUUGUAACAUUGACAGUGUUCCAUCUACUGUACCCAAUAUGAUUUCAAAUAUGCUCAAACGUGUUUUCUAUUUAAAUAUAUUGGAAUUGUUGUACUUAGUACAUGGCUGCUGUUGAAUUCUACUCCUUAGCGGUUUUACCAGUGCCCGAAAAGAAAGCAUCUCAUUACUUCCUCCUCAAGCUGCUGUUCAGGAGUGAGGACGAGAGGUAUGUCUCCCAGAAAUUGCCCUCCCUUAAUGCCCGAAGCAGUUGCUUCAGUAAUUGUGGGGCUAACUCUAUUUGUUUCUGGCAAGGCUACAUAAAAAAAGAAAUACCUGCCCAGCAACAGGAACUGCAUGUCCAAACAUCUGGCGAAAUAAAUUCCACAUCCCUGAUUUCUAUAGGUCUUAAAAAUGACUGAAAAGAAAUUAAACACUGUUUAUUGUGCCUGCUUGUAACUGUGAGUACCACACCCACCCCAGGAUCUGAUGCACCAGUCAGGAGCAUCUCAUUACGGUCUGAUGGAACUGCUUUUAUCCCUAAUCUCCUGUACUGGAGAGGAUUAUGAAAUAAGUGAAUAAGGGUAUGUUUUAUUAUAAGGAGAGCCGUGGGAUGGAAUCACUGCCCAUUCGCUAAAGACCCCAUCUUAUUAACAGUGGGAUGGGACAUGUAUAAAUCCUGUAUAGAGGGAAGCUGCCACUGUUCCUCCGCAUGCCUGGGUGAGAACAUGUUAAAUAGUCCAGGGGUGUUGGACAUGCCAUUUCCCCCAAAACCAUCUGCAGCUGGUGGGAUGUGAGUAAUUCAAUUUCACCUCUUUUGCUUCCAGCCCAUCCUACUCAAUAAAUAUUGAACCCCCCACCCCAAAAGAUGUCUACCUACAUAGACAUCUUUUGGGGAUGGAGCCCAAAAAGUCUAGUAGUGGAUGGAGCCCAAAAACUCUAAAAAAAUAAAUAAGCAAUUUGCAAAAAAAAUCUUAUAUUUUCUUUUGUCAGUCUCAAAAAAUACCAAAUAAAAAUCCAAUGUAUCCCAGUGCAAAAAAAAAAUACACUGAGAUGUGUGACUUGCCUGUCAGAGCUCUGUGACUUCUGGGUUCUCUGAUUUUUUUUAUUUAUUUUUUGCAAUUUGUGUCUUUUUUAAUUGUAAAAGUUCUGGCAGGAUAUAAUGGAUUUUUACUUGUCAUUUUUGGGGGCUGAAGAUAGAAAAAAAUAAAUAAAAAAAACCUCACAUGGUAAGUAUAGAAAUCUUUUUUGUUCACAGGCUUUUAUAUUUUAGGCCCUGACGCUAUUAUUAGUGUGAGAGGGGCAGGUAGGAACCUAUUUAGUUGGGGUGAAAAGAAGCUUGGAAACCUCUAGUCACCGAGGCCGAAACGGUUCAAUAUUUAUUGGAUGGACAACUAAUGAGUGAACAAUGCCCCUUUCAUUAAUCCUGACCAUCUCUGCUUAUGAGUGAGAGCAGGGGGAGUACAAUAACAAGACUAUCCCUGUCAUUAUAUCAGUGCAGGGGUUCACACAUGGGGGACAGUGGCAUGUCUCCCCCCUACUUUUUUUCUACCCCACCCAUUGCUUGAGGGGGCGGGGACAUUUGGCUAUAUGGCUUGUUCUCCCAAAAUCAUACUAUUUGCUCCCCCACCUGCCUAGAACUGGGCCUGGAUUACAGGUAAGUUAUGCCUUUCUUUCUUUCUUUUUUUUUUUUUCUUUUUUUUUAAAGGGGAGGGGAUGUUAGUGGUGGUAUGGGGCAUUUAGUGAUUGUUCAUAAGAUAUUAGAGGUAGAGCAGCUGCUGGAGGCAUGUUUAGUGCAUUUGGCCCUACUUGCGGCAUGUCAGCUGGAGGCAUUAGAGACUAUAAAAUCCUACUGACAGUUAAAUUGGAGUCAUAUUAACCCAGUAUGAUUUUUUUUGUGUGUGUGAAAUAUACUUUUUUGUGACAACUCAGACUAGCUUAGGUGAGCAUGAUGUUUUAAGAAAUUAAGCAACCUGUGCUUGCCAGCAAGCUGGGUAAGGAAGGAAAUAUACUCAUGUGACAUUAUCAACAUCUACAAGUGGUGAAAUUACAGUUUGGAGGUUGUCAGUGACUUCUUUUUUUGAGACACAGUUAGCUAGUCCUGCUUACCUGGAGGCAUCUCAUACCAGGCGCUUCAUGGGUCCUUACGGGUCUGCGUGUGCUUUUUUCUUUGUUUACAUAAAUAGUGUAAAAGGAUUGUUAAUUUUCAAAACUGAAUGCCUUUUUAUGUUGACAAAUUCAAUAGAGUCAGGAAUCCUGCAUUGAGUGAGACAUUAUGAACUUUUAGCAUAGCUAGUAAUCUAGGUGCUUCAAGGCUGCCAUUGAAGACAAAUAGUCACCAGCAAGACUGUGGAGUCUGGCAUGCAACGUUACGUCUUGUCAUACUGAUUCCAUGUAAUUAUUUAAGAGUUCCGGAGAAUGUGAUGCUUAUUUACUUCUGCAAUCUCCUUCGCAGUGGUUUUACAUGUUUCCAGCUUGCACCGUUGCAAUCUAUAAUGAAUGUGGCGGUGAGGCUCAUCUUCCUGUCCGCUCACACCUCCCACGCCUCCCCCCUCUGUCAGUCCCUACAUUGGAUUCCAGUAAGAUAUUGGGCUCAAUUUAAGAUUCUUGCUAACAUAAUGCUGCUCCAACCUACCUAUCCUACCUAAUACACAAGUAUUUCCCGUCGACGCCCCUGCACUCUGCCAAAGACCUACAUCUAUCCUCUGUCCGUACUCCCACCUCUGAUGCUCGCCUUCAAGACUUCUCCAGGGCUGCACCUUUUCUUUGGAACUCUCUUCCCUUCUCCAUUAGACUUUCACCCAGUCUCCACUCCUUUAAAAAAAUAAAUUGAAAACUCUCUUCUUCAGGAAAGCGUAUCACUUAAACUGUUAACAGCUUUUUAUCCCCGCACCCUGACUACUCUCCUGCAACUGUCAAAAAUAAACUACUAAGCCCUCAGUGAAUACUUUUCUAGCAACCUACUUAGAUAACCCUACUUUUACCCAUUGUGUCACUUUACCCCACUCCCUGUAGCAUUUAAGCUCAUUGAGCAGGGCCCUCAACCCCUCUGUUCCUGUGCGUCCAACUUGUCUGGUUAUAAAUACGUGUCUGUUAAUGUACCCAUUGUACAGCGCUAUGGAAUUUGCUGGCGCUAUGUAAAUAAUAAAAUGAGAGUAAUUUACAUUUAUAUUUACAAUAGGACUUGCCUACCAAUAUGUGUCUGAAAAUAGAUAUCAUUUGUAUUUUGUGAAUCCAGUUACAUAAUGGAAUAUGUUACUAUGAUAUUAUAUAUAAGUGUAGUAUUUUUGCUUAAACAUUUGUAUUUUUCUUAUAUUUGUAUUUUGACAUGUCUGGUUGGUUUUAGGAACAAGAUCUUAUGACAACUUGUGCCGUAAAGUGUCUGAAGAUGUGAAUGCCGUGGUUGUCUCAGUUGAGUAAGUUUAAAAAUGUAACACCUUUCCUGAAUGUGCAUGUGUUUAUGAUGUUUUAACAAAGAUUGCAGAAUUUACUGAGCCGAUUUCAAGAUUGAGUAAUCUCAUAUGACACACUAUUUGUUCAUCUGGUUAUGCAGGUGUGUCUUUAAAUACAAUGUUUACUCAUUGCAUACUGUAUGUAAAACAAUACAUACAAGGUUAAAAAGCCCUUAGGGUCACGUCCUCUUUUUCUCAAUAGAGAUUGACACUUUUGUAAAUUAACCUGGUUACACCCCAUUGGCUUUCAAUCAGACAACUGGUAAUGUUACUUUCUGGUUUCAAUAGCUUAAAGGACUACUAUAGGCACCCAGACCACUUCAGCUUAAUGAAGUGGUCUGGGUGCCAGGUCCUCUGGGCAAUUGUGGUCAGCUGCAUUAAAGGACCACUAUAGUGCCAAGAAAACAUACUCGUUUUCCUGGCACUCUAGUGCCCUGAGGGUGAUUUUCACAGUGAGAAGCACGCAAACGCCUCUAGCGGCUGUCAAUGAGACCGCCACUAGAGGCUGGAUUAACCAUUUAUAAACAUAGCAGUUUCUCUGAAACUGCAGAGGCUGCAUAAAUUCUCCUAAACAAAUGAAACACACAGUUCCCCAUGAAUCUACUAAACAGUGAUUUUUAUUUAUUUUGUAUUUGGGCAGUGGAGUGUCCCUUUAAAUAUGUAGGGGUUGCAGGUACACUUCAAAAAUAUCAAUGUUAUGGUGGCAUUUUAUAUAACAUGACUGUGGUUUUCCUAUUCAUGGGGAACUGUGUGUUUCAUUUGUUUAGGAGAAUUUAUGCAGCCUCUGCAGUUUCAGAAAAACUGCUAUGUUUAUAAAUGGGUUAUUCCAGCCUCUAGUGGCUGUCUCAUUGACAGCCGCUAGAGGCGUUUGCGUGCUUCUCACUGUGAAAAUCACCCUCAGGGCACUAUAGUGGUCCUUCAAUGCAGCUGACCACAAUUGUCCAGAGUACCUGACUUACAAAUACUUCUCAGUGAGCUGCAUUGAGAAGUCUGUGAUUGGUCAGCCACAGAAAGUCUGGGCGGGGUUAGAGCUUGCAAAGGCUGCAAACAAGAGAACUGCUGGUUUUGCAAGCUGAUUUUAGAUAUAACUACAAUGAAAAAAAUGUAUGAUUAAAUGCAUGCAAGUUUUCAUUUGGGGAAAAUCUACUAAACAGUGAUUUUUAUUUAUUUUGUAUUUGGGCAGUGGAGUGUCCCUUUAAAUAUGUAUGGGUUGCAGGUACACUUCAAAUAUAUCAAUGUUAUGGUGGCAUUUUAUAUAACAUGACUGUGGUUUUUCUAUUCAUGGGGAACUAUGUGUUUCAUUUGUUUAGGAGAAUUUAUGCAGCCUCUGGUCCACCACUGUCCUCCUGUUCACGAGCCAUACAAGUUAAACUUAUUAUUUAAUGUGUUUUACAAACUGAAAUUAACAUACCUUGGUAAUUUAUUAACCCACAAAGCUACAAAAGUAUCAGAGGUGACCACACAUGCUAAGCACCUCAAUAGAAAUUUAAUGACCUACACUUGUCAAAUGGCAAAUGAUUUAGGUAAACUAAAAAAAUGGUCAAUGCUGUGGCAACUGACAUUUAAUGUGGAUAAGUGCAAGCUAAUGCAUUUUGGGCGUAAAAACCCAUGGGCAGAGAUACACUACUUACCUUAACAUCUGAGGGAGGGAUUUAUGGGUAAUUAUUUUGUAUGACUUAAAGGUAGGCAGACAAUGUAAUAGAGCAGCAGGAAAUGCUAGCAGAAUGCUUGGUUGUAUAGGGAGAGAUAUUAGCAGUAGAAAGAGGGUAGUGCUCAUGCUAUUGUACAGAACACUGGUGAGACCUCACUUGGAGUAUUGGACUGUAUCUCCAGAAGGAUAUUGAUACUUUAGAGAGGGUUCAGAGAAGGGCUUCUAAACUGGUUUAUGAAUUACAGGGUAAAACUUACCAGGAAAGGUUAAAGGAUCUUAACAUGUUUAGCUUGGAGGAAAGAUGACACAGGGGCAUAUGAUAGAAACAUUUAAAUAUAUAAAGGGAAACAGCACAGUAAAGGAGAGUAGUAUAUUUAAAAGAAGGAAAUCUACCACAACAAGAUGAUUUAAAAUUAAUAUCAGGAAGUAUUGCUUUACUGAGAGGGUAGUGGAUGCAUGGAAUAGCCUUCCAGCUGAAGUGGUAGAUGUUAACACAGUGAGGGAUUUUAACCAUGCGUGGGAUAGGCCUUAGGCUAUCCUAGAUAUAAGAGACUAAUGCAAGUAUUAGGAAAAUUGGGCAAACUAGAUGGUCCGAAUGGCUCUUAUCUGCAGUCACAUUCUGUUUCUAUUUUGAGGAUCUCUUUGAGUUCAGGAGACUAGGUCUUCUUAGGAGAAAGGGCAACUAAAUCUUCUGCUUCAGUGUUAUAUGCUACGUAUAAAACUCAAAUAUCUAUCUUUGAUACCUUGGCACUUGAAUGAUAUUCACAUCAAAUAUAAUUUAAACUCUUAUUUAGAUAAAGAAAUGCUGCACAUCAUCAGUUGUGGCAGACAGCAUUCUCCUUUUUGAACCCUUACUCAUUUUCGAUGUUUCUUAAUUUCUUGUACUCACUCUUUGCGUGUAUCCUAUUUUUUGUUAUCAGUAACAGGCAAUUUUUAACACUUCAUAUUUACUAUUCCUACCAGUAGUUUGUGGUACAAUCAUUUUUAUCUCUAAAUCAGAAAAUUAUAUGUCCUAUUCUCUGAUUCUCACUUUUUCCUUAGCAAAGAUGUUAAAGGAUCACUAUACGGUCAGGGACACAAACAUGUAUUCCUGACACUAUAGGGUUAAAACCACCAUCAAACCACCCUGGGCCCCUCUUGCCUCCAUAAAUAUAGUAAAAAUCUUACUGUAUUCAACCCUGAAGCUGUAACUCUGCAUGCUGUUUGCCUCGAAAAAACAAGCAGUCUGCUGACACCAUCAGAUGUGGUAGCCAGAACCAAACACAGUGCUUCCCCAUACGAUUGGCUGAGACUGACAAAGGGGCAAAGCCAGCAUGAUUCAAACACAGCCCUGGCCAAUCAGCAUCUCCUCAUAGAGAUGAAUUGAAUCAAUGAAUCUCUAUGAGUAAACUUCAGUGUCUGCAUGCAGAGGGAGGAGAUACUGAAUGUUUGGAUGCAUUUUAGGCAGCCAUGACCCAGGAAGGAUCUCUAACAGCCAUUUGAGGAGUGGCCAGUGGAGUUAUUACUAGGCUGUAAUGUAAACACUGCAUUUUCUCUGAAAAGACAGUGUUUACAGCAAAAAGCCUGAAGGUAAUGAUUCUACUCACCAGAACAAAUUCAAUAAGCUGUAGUUGUUCUGGUGACUAUAGUGUCCCUUUAAUGUAGGCCAACAUAUUGGGAAUAGGCAGUUUGGGUUUCGAAGAGAUACCAUAUUGAGGUUAGAAAUUAACAAUAAUGGCUCAACCUGUAUUCAUUAUUAUUCAUGAAAUGAGAUGACUUGAAAAUGUAUUUUAAUUACUGUUUAUUUGUCUUAGUAGUCUGUGUUUUAUGCUCUGUAUAAAAGGUUCAGUUCUCAUUUAUUUUAGCAAAAUUGUCUGUAUUAAAAUUGAGGUCCUUCCAUUAAAGUCAUUCCAUUAUUCUCCAUUUAAUAUAAUAUACAAUUUUUUUUUUUUUUUUUGUAGAUACAGAUUAGUGCCAGAUGUUCAUUUCCCUACACCACUGGAUGAUGCAUUCACCGCUACAAAGUACUUCUUGAGUCCGGAGGUUCUUGAAAAAUAUUCCAUAGAUCCAGACAGAAUUGCCAUUUCUGGAGACAGCGCAGGAGGAAACUUGGCAGCUGCUGUUUGCCAGCAGGUAAUAACUGCUCCUGUGUAAUUUGAAUGACGGCUACGGAAGUAGUCUUUGCUUUAGAACCAUUGUUGGUGAUAAACGCUCGCUAUGGACAUUUAUUUGUGCUUCUGUACAUUGCAUUAUUUUGCCGUCUUUGUGUCUGUUAAAGGGACUCCAGGCACCCAGACCACUUCUGCCCAUUGGAGUGGUCUGGGUGCCAACUCCCACUACCCUUAACCCUGCAAGUGUAAUUAUUGCAGUUUUUUAUAAACUGCAAUAAUUACCUUGCAAGGCUAACUCCACCUCUAGUGGCUGUCUACUAGACAGUCACUAGAGGGCACUUCCUGGUCCAUAGCACAGAAAACCUGUGCUAGAGUGUCGCUGGACGUCCUCACUCUGUGUGAGGACCUCCAGUGUCGCUCAAUUCCCCAUAGGAAAGCAUUGAAAAGCAUUAGGUCUCCACGGCCGGCGGGUGGGAUCAGUCUCGCCCACCGGCCGACGUAAUGAAGAGGAGGAGCUGCGGCGACCCGACACCACCGCCGAGGGUCAUCGGCGGGGGUCUCAGGUAAGUGACUGAAGGGGUUUUCACCCCUUCAGCAACCAGGAAUUGGGAGGUGGGAGGGGGAGGGGACCUGCAGUGCCAGCAAAACGGAUUGUUUUCCUGGCACUGGAGAGUCCCUUUAAAUAGUUUACAAGUAAAAUCUUGUGUAUGCUUUCUAACAAGAGGACAAGAAAAUAUUAUAGACGUUAUGCACCAGUGGAGUGGGACCAAAAUGAUGUCACUUGAUUACAAGUAGCUGUUUUGUCAAAAAUCACAUUAACUAAACAGAAGUAAUCACUUAAAAUGUAUAUCUUAUUUAAAGUGUACAUAUCACAAUGCAUACAAUUUAAACAGAAUUAAAUUUACAACUAUAUAUUGUGCUAGCGGAAAUGUUUGAAAGUAUAAAGAUGUGUACAUGUAUAGAAUUUAAUUUAAAAUGCUCUUUAAAAAAAGUGUCCCCUCUCCCACCUGUCAAUCAAUCCUCAGCAUAGUCCUCUCUGUGCUGGAAGCAUAAUGGUCUAGGCUGGAAAUGAUUAACAAAGGAAGACAGGAGAACUUCCUACACCCAAUGUCACAAUGUUCCCACAGCAAGUGUUUCUCUUGCAUGAGGUAUAGGAAGGUAUGCCACCAAUAUGCUGGAAAUCUUUCCAAGCAAGACCAGGCUCAUGAGACAGGGGGAAGCAACAAGGCAAACCUGAAGGAUUUACAAUAGUCUGACACCUGCAGACGUCUGUGAAUGGCAGUGUUGGAGCUAUGCUUUGUUAAGUAAGAUCAUAACAGUGACUAAAGCUUCAGACUGAAUUUAAAGGGACACUGUAGGCACCCAGAACGCUUCAACUAAUUGAAGUGGUCUGGGUGCUGUGACCCUUUUUCACUUAGUGCUGCAAUGUAAAACAUUACAGUUCCAGAGAACUGCAAUGUUUACAAUGCAGCUCUAAGUCUGCCCUCUGUCGCUGUCUACCAGACAGCCACUAGAGGGCUACCGGAAUCCAAACUUUCUUUUGGUCCGUUAUCUGAUGCUGGACAUCCUCACGGACCUCCAGUAUCAGAUUUUCUCCUAUAGGAAAGCAUUGAAUAAUGCUUUCCUAUGGGGAGGACUAAUGCGCACGCACAUUAGGACCCCCCUGCCAAUGCUUUGGGCGGAGCCUGACCCAGCGCCGAUUGACAUUGGCGCUGAGUUCAUGUGUUUUAACCCCUUCAGUGACACAGGAACGGGGGCAGGUGGGGGGGGGGGGGCUAUUAACCCUAUAGUGCCAGGAAAGCGGCUUUGUUUUUCUGGCAUUAUAGAAUCCCUUUAAGCUGUUCUAGCCUGUUUGGCAUUGGCAUGACAAUUGUGAAAACCCGUGUGGUUAACUAGUGUCCUUUAGAAGUGUUUUGUUACCUUUUUCUAACCAAAUACCACUGUUAAAAUAAAAACACUGGUAAAACUGAACCAAAUUCCCUUAAUGUAGAUUUCACAAAGUUUCCCGAAUAUCAGCCAUCCUAUCCUAUGAUAUCAAAUAUUAACUUCUGAAACUUAAGAAGAUUUAUCAUUUAUUAUGUUGAUGUGUCAUUGUGUGACAGUCAUUUAAAGUAUUUUUGUAGUUAUGUCAAUAAGUGUUAAAACAGAUUUAUGACAGUGCAGACAUUGACAUAUUUUUUCUAAUGCUCAUUGUUUUGCAGAAGCAGCAAAAAUGUGUUCCAAUUCCACCCAAUAAUUAUUGCUAUGCUGUUAACCAAUCCAAACGCAUGAUAAUGAAUGGCUUUUUUACAGAAGGUCAUCUUUCCAGUAGACUUAAUAUUGCUUUGAAAGAGCCAUAUGUCAUUGUUAUAUGUAAGAUGACAAACGUCUGAUAUAUAGCUGUUAUUACAUUUUAGACUUGGAGUCAACAUCAUGAACAAAUCAUUUUAGUGUCAAAAUAUAUCCACUUUCCAUACCUCUUUAAAAAAAGUGCCCAGUUGUAGCAUGCUCUGAAUUAACCUGCUUACUAAUCAUCUUGUCAGUCCAUUUAAUGCGCAUGUCAUUUUUCUUCUGUGCAGAUUGCUGGAGAUCCUAAUGUAACUAUCAAACCGAAACUGCAAGCUUUGAUCUACCCGGUACUUCAAAUGUUGGAUUUCAAUACUCCUUCUUAUCAGCAAAACAGGGACAUGCCAAUCGUCUCCAGAUUUGUUAUGAUAAAGUUUUGGUUGGAUUACCUAAACGUGAGCCACACAUUUGCCCAUUCAUUGGAGGUUAACAAUCAUACGUCUCUUGAUGUAAGUGAAACACUGUCUUUGCGGGAACUUUUAAACUGGCAUUCACUGUUACCUUUGUCUUUCAAGAAAGACUACAAGCCAGUGUUACAAAGCACAGGGAACCCCAAUAUAAUUCAGGAAAUACCUGCAUUAAUUGAUAGACGGGCCUCUCCGUUAAUUGCACUCCAGGAGACGCUUCAGCUGCUUCCAAAGACUUAUAUAUUGACUUGUGAACAUGACGUUUUAAGGGAUGAUGGAACCAUAUACGCCAGACGUCUGCAAGAGGCAGGGAUUGAUGUUACUCAUGACCAUUAUAAUGAUGGCUUCCAUGGCUGCAUGAUAUUUGCCAGUUGGCCAACAUACUUUUCAGUUGGUGCUCGAACCAGAGAUGGUUAUAUCAAGUGGCUUAAACAGAAUCUAUAGUGGGGAAAAAAGACUGAACCAUUUUUCAGUUUGCAUAUAUUCACAAAGUGUGGUACAUUGCAUAAAAACACCCGCUUAGUAUCAAGGAGCAUCACUGCAUGCUUACCACCUUACAGUAAGUUUGUAUGUGCAUACUGGGGUGGGAUAUUUAUUUUUUACUCGAAAUGUAUGGUAUCUUUAUGUUUUCUUUCUUGCAAUCACAUUGAUUGGGAGAUUGGAUACCCGAGCGAAUUGAUUAACCACAUUACACCACACUGGGUAGCCAUCAAAUCUCUUGAUGAAACACUCCACUUUGCUGUAGUAACUGGAAUAUAGGUGUAGCAUAGAAAGGCAAUUUAUUAUUUAAGUUUCCUUUUUUUUUUAUUGGAUGAAAAAGUAUGCAAUUACUCAUGUUGUAACAAGCAGAUUCUUGAAUGAAGACUUUUAAAUUUUCAUUCAGUCAGUAUCAGGGUGCUGUCAUGCAAAGAUGAGGAUCACAGAAGGUCAAGCUUUUUAUUUUAUCAAAGUAUAUUUUAUUUUAUUUAUGUAAUGUUGCAUCUAACGUAGUGGAACACUGUUGCCAGCAGUGUGUACACGCAUCAUUAUGGUUGACAAGCAGCUGUCCAUAGCUCAUAUACCACGCACGCAAUGCAUUAUGGCAAAGGCUAGUAUGCAUGAUGUUGUGGGCCUAUGGACACUGAUCAUCAGAACCUCUAUAAUGUGGAAUUGCUGCAAAGUAAAUUCUUAUGAUAUAUUUACUAACACAACUUGCAGGUGAAAUAUGUACGUGUGUAUGAUAAUAUGUAAUGUGAAUCUUGCAAGACCAAGUUAGAUUUAAAUGCCUGUAUUGUUGUUAAACUAGACAGUCUAUUUGCACUAACCUAUCAUGACCUUUAUUGUUUUAGACGUAUAAGGAAAUAGAGCGUGAGAUUUAUUGGAUGCAGUUCAGUAAUGUCUUAGUCACAUUAAUAAAUUAAUAUUUUAAUAUUUCAAUGUAGCUAGUGGAAGGAACACUACUGCUUGCAUUACUUUUUACAUGCAUCCAGCAGAGGGCACUAGUCUCCUCAAGCUACAUUGUGUUUGGUUAUCAGCACUGGGUUCAAAGAAAAAGGAAACAACCUAAUUCUCUUUCAAUCUCUAUAUCUGUCUUUCUAUGCAAGUCAUAAUAAUGGUAAUAUGUUAUUGUGCUUUGUGGUGUGACAUGAAACAGAGCUUGCAUAAAAUAUAAAGCACAACCAAAGGGUCUUUUAUAGUGAUGGUUAAAUUAAAGGGACACUCCACAAACACCUAAGUCCCCAUCUGUAAAUUAUCCUCAUUUUCUUAGUGUAGCAAAAAAAGUGAAUAGAUUUUCUUUGUGAUAGUGUGCCAUACACAUUAGCUGCUUCUCAUUUAUGGACGAAUGGUUUAUAUAACGUUAGUAAGUGUGCAAGUAUUUUUGUAUUGCCACUCAGAGUUUAUUUUAGGAAUUGCUGCUUCUAUUGUGUUCCUCAUUUCAUGAAUGAGAAGCCCAUUAAUCUGAUCAUCAGCUGUUGUACAAUCUGUUGAGGUUAUUUACACACAUUUCACCCCGUGUUUAUGAGAUACUGCAGUGCUCUCAUUAAAUGAGUGGAAGGGCCAUUAUUUGAGAGGUCUCAGACAGUUUGUAGAAUUUGAAGGUAUCACUGCUGACUUUAGGUAUUUGCUGCAAACUAAGGACAUUCAGAGGUUAGUACAUUUUGGUUUGAUAUCUAAAUUUCCCUGAAUAUAGAGAAGAAUGUCCAAUUCUACUCCUUUAAGUAGAAAAUAUAGUGCCACCUCCCCUGCCGCGGUGCAGAAAGGGUUAAAAGCUCCUUCUGUCACUUAACUGAGUCUAAUGCCGAUGUCCCUGAGUGCUGGCUUGAGGCUGCCUCCGCUUCUCCCUUGCCACAGGAAAGCAUUAUUCAAUGCAUAACAUGCAUAGCGUGAGGAUGACCGGUGUCAGUUAGGCGACCAAAAGGUAGGCGAAAAUGCAGAAGUCCCUCUAGUGGCUGUCGGGUAUAUAAACAGCAAUAAUUAUCUUUAUGGGUUAGUGGCUGUCAGGUAGACAGCCACUAACCCAUAAAGAUAAUUAUUGCUGUUUAUAAAAAAAAAAACUGCAAUAAUUACUUUUCCAGGUUUAAGGGUCCUGGAAUACUGCACCCAGACCAUUUCAAUGAACUGAAGUAGUCUGGUUGCCUAUAGUGUCCCUUUAACAAGAGAAGGAUUUUGUCCACAUUCAACACGACAGUACUUUACUGCAUCAUACAAUGAUCAAUACAUCACAAUCAUAAUACAAUGUGCGUGUAAGUAGACAGUGACGUACAUUUACAAAAUUAAAGAACAUGUGAAGUUGACUAUAUACAAACCUACUGUCUACUAAAUCACUGUUCCACUUGACUGGUACCCUACACAUUCACCAUACUUUAUUUGCCUCCACAUGUCCAUGUGCACUAUGUCAAUAAGAGCCCCUUCAUCCAUGAAUGAUGUUCAUCUUGCUUCACAUAGCAAUCUGUAAUCUCUUUGUUUACGUGUUGGGAUUUGUGCAUAUGUUGCACACAGUAAUUGUUGACAAAUGUCUGCAAUAUGUUGCAGUUAAUAUUUUCUUUUACGUGUAUUUGAUAGAUGGAAAUCUAUGUAUGUCUGUCUUAAUUAAAUGGUGCAAAGGUUCCACUUGAAGUAGCAAUAAAUUAUUCCGAUGCACCAACCUCUGCAAGUCUUAAAACUUUUACAAAACUAACUUCAGCUCUUUAUACCUCCCAAAAAUUGUGGUAUCAUCAAUAGUAUUAUAGUUCAUCUUACAUUUAUAGUGAACCUGUCGCUCUAUAGGUGUCUAAAUUUUUUUGCAAACACCUACCCUCAGGUGACAUCUCCUAGAUGGUGGUGCCUGAGAGAGAUGGUAAGUGAGGUAUCAUCGCCUGAAGCUUUUUGUCCUCGGCACCAUAUUGCCUUUAUUAGCUACUGAAAUGUCAAAGUUAGGUUGGUGGAACUCAAUCAAUAUUGGCUUUUUGACAAAUUCUACCAUUUUCAGAGGCAUGUAUAAAAUAAAGUAAUCUCUAAUUUGUCCUAUGCAUGACUUUUAGUUACAUUGGAAUUUCAGUGAAAUCUCAACACAAUAUAAUAGGUAUUUAUAUAAAACAAUCGGAAUGCAACACUCCAGAAUGUAAAAAUAAAGUAAAGUCAUUUCAUAUUUUAAUGUGAUUAAAUACUGAUAAUUAUAAACUGAUCAUCCAGUAGAUGUAUUGACUGGCCUGCACAAAUAGGAUUUUAAACGUUAUAUCUAGAAUUGGUAGCUUGGGAAAUUCUAAUCAGUUUCAGAUAUUUCCCCAGUGAAAAGAUAGCUAGAGCUACAAACAUCAAGAUUACAGUGCUCAAAAUGUCAUUAUUUAACCUUUAAGAAACUGCGCAUAAUUGUUUUCUAAAUCUUGACAAAUGACACGGCUGCUUUUCAACAGCUUCGGACCGAUGUGAAAUUUAAAAUACCAUAAGUCAGUGUGUGGAAUGCAUUAACUUUAAGCAUUUGACUCACACUGCGCAAGCCAGUUGUAGGUUACAUUAUUACUCUUGAUAUCAUUUUGACAAGUUAUAUAAAUGACUUUCGUAAUAUUUUUCAGUUUUUAUUUGAAAAUCAGUCACAGAUACAUGCAUUAUUAUUGGACUUUGUACCUAGACUAUGAAAUUGCUGUGAUUCUAUUUCUGUAUAUCCCUUAAUGAGAAGGUGACUAUCAUAUAAUGUGAACGAGGAUGAAUGUACACGACUCUUUCAUAGAACAUAUUGUUACAGCUUAUAUACAGUGUGCACUGCUUCUUAAAGGAUCUCUCCAACCCUUUCUUUUUAAUCUCCAAAUACGGCCCUAUUGACUUUAUUCAUCAGAUUCCCCCCUAAAGAACGCAUUGAAAGUUUUUUUUUUGUAAAUUAAGGCUUUACUUAGCUUUGCCAAGCGCAGGUGAAGCUCUCAGCACUGCUCGAAACACUCCAUCUGACAUCACAAGAGCUGCACCAAGGUCCAAUCAAAGGCUUCUCAUAGAAAAGCCUUCAAUUGGUCCAUUUAACCGGCUCAGUGCGCAGGCAUGUGCUCUGAGCUGGCAUGGGGGUAGGGAGGGAUGAAAGGAAGAGACAGUCAUUAGAGGUGCUUCUUCUGUAACAACUGAGUAAAACUCAGUCACAUGACUUUACAGUCCACAGCAAAAUACUGAAUUCAAUGCUUUUGGAUGUGUGCACUGCACAUGCGCACCAGGUCCCUCAUAGAGAAUUGCAUAGGACCAUCGAUAGAGAAAAUGACGUCACCUUGAUGACGUUGUGGGAGGCAAAGAGGUUAGCAGCACUGAGGGAGUCUUGGCGUUGGAAAAGGGUAAGUAAAAAGCUUUCUUAAAAUAUUUCUUAUUGAAAAUGGGGUGGUUAAAUAUUACUGGGGACAUGGGCAAUAUAGUGGUAGAGAUAUAGGUUUGUAUCCCUAAAGCUAUGGUAUUCUUUUAAGACUUGGUAGUCAACUGCACAGGUAAUGGCUGGUCCUUUAACAGUUGCUAUUUGUGGUACUUGCAAACUGGAAAUAAAAAACUGGAAAAUAAAACUUGCAGAAAAUGGUUUCGAGAAUUCUUAUUUUAAGAAUGGUUGUUGUAAUAUGUGUGUAUUUUUCUUCUUGACAGAAAAGGGUUUGAUUUAUCACCUCUGCUGAAAUGCAUUUAAAUAAAAAAUGCUAUUUGCUUUUUGAAUUGUAGAUCCUGUUUCCUUUUUUUUUGUAGUUGUUGAUGUUUUAUUUUCAUGUGUAAUUUCUUUGGAGUUUGAACAAUCAAUAAAAAUAUUUCAGUGUAUGGCGUUGUCUGUAAAUUGCAAUACUUGACGCUGACAGUAGAGGGAGACAUUGCUUUAUUAGUUAUUGAGCAUUGUGCUGCUAUG
Messenger RNA from Pelobates cultripes (western spadefoot toad), 25667 nucleotides. NCBI's taxonomy places the organism in Eukaryota, Metazoa, Chordata, Amphibia, Anura, Pelobatidae. The record is from the annotation of a GenBank genome assembly.